Messenger RNA from Nicotiana attenuata, 2093 nucleotides. RefSeq names its product probable folate-biopterin transporter 3. NCBI's taxonomy places the organism in Eukaryota, Viridiplantae, Streptophyta, Magnoliopsida, Solanales, Solanaceae. Bases 134 to 1627 code for a protein of 497 amino acids. The record is from RefSeq and is a predicted model, not a curated record. Gene Ontology annotation, cellular component: membrane. The transcript has 5 exons.
CAUGACGUACACUUUCUUUUUCUUCUUCUUUACUUGACUCUUCCAGUUUCCGUUGACUCUCAAAACGACUUUCAUUCUUGAUCUGGAUCUUACCAGCGUAUGAAAUCACUGAAUAAUAAUAAUUAGUUGAAUAAUGAGUGAAGAAGAUGAACUUCCAUUAGAGGGACAACUACGCAAAGAAAAGAAUAAAAUGUUGGUACUAAUUCUGAAACCAUAUUACUGGUUCAGAAUGCUAUGUGAUAAAUUUCACUGGAGCUUUGUGUCAGGUGUGGUUAUUAUAUAUGGUAUUAAUCAGGGAUUGAGUACAGGUUUAAGCAAGAUUAGUACUCAGUAUUAUAUGAAGGAUGAGCAAAAGCUACAACCUUCUGAAGCUCAAAUAUAUUCAGGAAUAAUUCAACUUCCUUGGAUUGUGAAACCUCUUUGGGGCCUUUUAACUGAUACUCUUCCCAUUAGAGGAUACAAAAGGAGGCCAUACUUCAUUCUUGCUGGUUUUCUUGGUGCUUUUGCCAUGCUCAGUUUGUCAUUCGGCCACAACUUACAACUUGCAUCUGCUUUGUUGUGCCUGAUGGGUGGUAGUGCUGCGCAGGCAGUAGCAGAUGUUACUAUUGAUGCAUGUGUCACAGAGAACAGUAUAAGCCAUCCUUCUCUUGCCAGUGACAUGCAAAGCUUGUGUGGAGUGAGCUCUUCAGUCGGGCAACUGAUUGGCUAUACUAUCAGUGGCUUUUUGGUUCAUCUAAUUGGAUCUAAGGGAGUGUUUGGAGUUUUAAGCAUUCCAGCUGCGCUGGUAAUUUUGGUAGGAAUGAUGCUGCACGAACCCUUUAUACACAAUGUUGCAUACAGGCAGGUAGGUCAAAAGUUCUUGGAUGCUUGUAAGGCUAUGUGGAUGGCACUGAAAUGCGAGAAUGUGUGGAGGCCGUGUCUGUACAUGUACAUUUCGCUUGCAUUGAGUUUGCAUAUUCACGAGGGAAUGUUUUACUGGUAUACAGAUGCAAAGGGUGGCCCAUUGUUCUCAAAGGAGAUUGUAGGUACAAUAUCCUCUGUAGGUGCAGUAGGCUAUCUUCUUGGAGUUCUCCUCUACCAGAAUGCUUUUAGAAACCAUCCUUUUCGUUUCGUACUUUUUUGGUCUCAGCUAUUAUAUGGCGCUUCAGGACUGCUGGAUUUGAUAUUGAUAUCACGAGUAAACCUGCAGUUUGGAAUCCCUGAUUAUGUUGUUGCUGUAUGCGAUGCAGCAAUUUCUCAUAUGAUCGGGCGUCUCAGAUGGAUGCCUCUUCUAGUACUCAGUUCAAAGCUUUGCCCUUCUGGCAUUGAAGGAACUUUCUUCGCUUUGCUAAUGUCAAUUGAUCAUGUUGGUAGUCUCACAGCAUCUUGGGCUGGAGGCCUUUUACUUCACACCUUGAAUGUCACAAGAACUCAAUUUGACAACCUUUGGAUAGCAGUAGUUAUCCGGAGCAUUUCGAGGGUCCUUCCAAUUAGCAUUCUGUUUUUGGUGCCAAGCAGUGAUCCCACUGCUUCUAUUCUACCAACUGAGAUGUUGAAUAGGAAAAAGGGCGACGAUAACUUGGGCACUCAAAAGCUGGAGAUGACUCCGCUAGUAACCAACAUCGAUCAACAUUUAGUGGAUUCAUAAGUGCAAUAGUAGGGAAAGUAUACUCCACCAUUCUGGUCUGCAAUUGUUUUUGUCUCUAGCUGCUAUAUUUUUAGCAGCGUGACCGAGAUUGUACAGGACGAAUUUACUAGCUUUCUACUAAAGAAGUUAGAGCACACUGAACAAAGUUAUUUACCUGGUACGCCUCAGUUUGAUGUUAACCAUUUGUAUUUUGUACCAUUCUAGCAAAUGACCAUGUAAAUUUGUUUUAAUGAAGUAGUACUUGUGAAUCCAGCUCAAGAAUUGAAACAUGCUACUGUGGUUGGCUCUGGUAUUGUUGUGAUUUCGAGGAGAAAAAGGAAUCAUUUUUCUACGGACCACAGGCUCGGUUGUCGAGACAUUCUAUUGUGGGCAUGAUGCCUGUUUUUAUAUGCUUGUAAAGAAUAUGCUAAUUUGUAUUCUUUCCUGUAAAAACUUUUGAUUUUGAUGAGAUGAUUAAGCAUCAAUA